AUGGCCCGGGUCUUGAUAUUCGGAACUGGAAACAUCGGAAUAUUGUAUUCCUACGUCCUUUGGCGUGCCGGUGCAUCCGUUGUUUGCAUAUGCCGGUCAAAUUACGAGGAUGCCAAAGAGAAUGGCUUCACUAUUUGGUCAACAGUAAUAGGAGAUAGGACCUUUCGCCCUCAGAUUGUAUCAUCUAUAGAAGAUGCUAUUGCAACUAGCGAGAAGCCGUUCGACUAUCUCCUUGUAUGUACCAAGGCCUUUCCAAACAGCAACCCCAGUCCUGCAAUAUUGGUUGCCUCGGUAGUAAAGCACAGUCCCGAUGUUGCUGUCGUGCUCAUUCAGAAUGGCAUCGGAAUUGAACAGCCUUAUCGAGAUCUAUUUCCAAAUACUUGCAUCAUAUCUGGUGUGACGUACUCGCCAACUACACAAGUUUCACCUACUGGUAUUUGCCACACAGAGUCACUACGCUUGUGCAUUGGAAGCUUUUCAGCACAGAGCCCUUUGGAAGAUGAUACAUCCAUCAUUGCUAGUCUGGCAGAUCUUUUGAAAGCUGGUGGAGCAUCAGUCGAGGUGCACCCCAGCAUUCAGAUAGAAAGAUGGAAGAAGCUAGUAGCCAAUGCUGCGUGGAAUCCCAUCUGUGCUUUGUCCCAAUGUCGAGAUGUACAAUUUCUGAGCACAUCGCCCGUGGCAAUGGACUGCGCCCAAGGGGUCAUGAGAGAGGUAGUCGCAGUGGGAAAUGCGGUGCUGGGGCCUGGAUCUCUAGAUGAAGCAGUCAUCGAGCAUCAACUUAAGCGGACCGCUGCACGGAAGUGGCCGGGCGUUGAACCGAGCAUGAUGGCGGACAUCCUUUCAGGGAAGCAAGCAGAAGUUGCCGUGAUUGUAGGAGAAGUUGUAGAGCUAGCGAGGAAACGUGGUGUUUCAGCUCCAAGGCUGGAGACGCUUUACUCGCUAAUCGCAGCUUUAAAUUGGCAUAGACAGAAGGGUCAGUAA
Molecule: messenger RNA, 981 nt
Organism: Fusarium tjaetaba
Lineage: Eukaryota; Fungi; Ascomycota; Sordariomycetes; Hypocreales; Nectriaceae
Product: 2-dehydropantoate 2-reductase
Exons: 1
Coding region: 1-981 (326 amino acids)
Biological process (GO): pantothenate biosynthetic process
Cellular component (GO): cytoplasm
Molecular function (GO): 2-dehydropantoate 2-reductase activity
Source: RefSeq, a predicted model, not a curated record